Molecule: messenger RNA, 1332 nt
Organism: Naegleria gruberi
Lineage: Eukaryota; Heterolobosea; Eutetramitea; Acrasida; Naegleriidae
Exons: 1
Coding region: 1-1332 (443 amino acids)
Source: RefSeq, a predicted model, not a curated record
AUGACUCAAAUAUAUCCUGAGGAUGUUCUCUCACUCAUCUAUGCAAUACAUGCAGUGAAUUUGUUUGUUUUUGAACAACGAGAUGUAUCUUUUAAGAGUUUUGAGAAGUCACUUCGAUUAUUGCAGUACGAUCCAUCAAAUAUUGAGAAUUUAAUUUUAUGUUUGGAUGUUGCUGCAAAUGGAUCAGAAGGUUCUAGCGUUUUAUGUUUAUCGAGCGAUGGAAGCAGUUCAGAUGUCUACUUUUCUAGUAAUAGAGAUCACAAUUCAUUAUUUUUAAUUAGUGCAAGACUGAUGCUUUCACAAUAUUGUUUAUGUUUGGGAUUUAUUCCUACAGCAAGCCAUUUUCUUAAUGAGGCAGAUAUCAUGCUGAAGAAUAGAUUUCCUACUUACAGAAAUCAGAGCUACUUGCCAUCAAGCAUUCUAGGAGCAAUGGUGGAUCCUAUUGCCUCUCUUUAUCAAGGACUAACACCAGACGAAAUCUUUGUUUUGAAAUACAGAUUAGUAUGUGGUGUUAAAUUAGACGAUAUUAGAUUUUUCCAAGAGAGAUUGCCUCAAUAUAUUGGAUAUUCAACACCUCAAACUUUUGAACCCUAUACGAGAACGUCAUCUGUGCUAUUAGAUGACCCUAAAUAUUUAUUUUCUUCCUAUGUUAACAAGUAUAUAUUUGGUACAGCACUGUUUAUUAUUGGAAUGGGAAAGAAGGAUUUGCUGAACUUACUUCUUUCACCAAAUAUUGUACUGAAAGAUCAGCCAAAUAUACCAUUCAUGAUCAUUGGAGUAUUGGAUUUUAAUGGAAAAUUAUUGAAAAAACUCACAAUUGAUAGAUUCAAAAUGACUGAAUCAGAGGUAAGCUCUCUUACCAUCCCAACUGAGAUUACCCAUAGAUAUGCAGACUUGGUUUUCACAUUCCAGAAAAUAUUCACGACAAGCUAUAGCUUCCUGGUAUUGCAUGAAGUUGUUAUCAAUUAUUCUAGUCCUCUCACCUUGAUGAACAUUGGCAGAAAUGAUAUUGAUAUUGAAAAUGUUAGAAAAUGUUUGAAUUUUAGAAAUGAAUUUGCUGAUGAGUUGAGUGAUCUGUAUGCUGUUUUACCUGAUUACACCAUUCAUUUCAUAAGUUUAGUAGUAAUUACAGUAUUUCAAGUUGCAAAAAUUCACUAUGACAAGAUAUUAGAUAGUGGAAUGAACUUUGAACGAAAAUUAUUAACAAGAUUGAAAAAUGAUUUUAGAAUGUUGCAUAUAUUAAGAAAGAAAUUCCCACAAUUAUUUGAACAUGACCAUCUCAUUACUUUCUACAAUGCAAUUGAGGAUAAAAUAAACCAAAUAUCUAAUUAG